UUUUGAUUUGAUUUUUUGAUAGGUAACUACAAUGGCUGCCAUUGUAUUUAUAGUAAUUUUAAUUUCGAUUUUAACUCAAAAUAUCGCUAAAGGCGAAAUAAAUGGUCGGCUGUUGGGAGAAAAUCAAGAAAAUAUGGAUCUAGAAGCGAGCCAUUCAAGUGCUAGGGAAUUUCCACUGCAGAAUUCUAUACAAAAACAUCCAAGGAGGCAUACAAAAUCAAAAAGAAGAAUGCGAAGAAGAUUUAAAUGCUACUCAUGUGAAUCGCCGUGCAAAAAUGUAACACAUGAUGCUCAUAUGUGCCAGAAUGCCAUUCAAUGUUGGAAAUCAAGAACUCGCAAUGCCUAUGGUGAAGAAAAUGUUUCACGGGGAUGCACAACAUCACCAGAACAGCUACCAUUGAUUUGUAAUCAGAACACACUGAAUAAUCUAGGACCGAGAAAACGGCAUGCUGUGGUACAAAUCAAUGUGGUAUGCUGUUCCGAUGACUAUUGUAAUGGGGGUGAUUUUCCUGAAUUACCUCCGGUAUUUCAAAAUGAAGUAACUCAAGUAGAUCCGAUGGGAAAUGGGAUGGUAAAGUUAUCAUUUGCGAUACUUGGACCGGUUUUUGUUAUUGUAGUAAUUGGAACUAUAGUUCUUUACUAUUUACGGCGGAAACAUCAGAAAAACUUGACUGCCUUUAGAAACAAACAAGAUCCGGAAUCUUAUUUGGUUAGUGAUGAUAUGUUGAGAGCUACAAGCGCUGGCGACAGUACUUUAAAGGAAUACUUUCAACAUUCUGUGACAUCAGGCUCUGGAAGUGGUCUUCCAUUAUUAGUUCAAAGAACUUUAGCUAAACAAAUAACAUUAGUCGAUUGCAUUGGCCGGGGAAAAUAUGGAGAGGUUUGGCGUGGAAUUUGGCACGGUGAAAGUAUUGCUGUAAAAAUAUUCUUCUCUCGUGAUGAGGAAUCGUGGAAGAGAGAAACUGAAAUUUAUAGCACUGUAUUACUUCGACAUGCAAAUAUCCUUGGCUAUAUAGGAUCAGAUAUGAUAUCAAGAAAUUCCUGCACUCAAUUAUGGUUACUCACUCACUAUUAUCCCCAUGGGUCCCUAUUUGAUCAUUUGAACAGGAAUGCCCUCAGUCAUUAUGAUAUGAUAAUGAUAUGUUUAUCCAUUGCAAAUGGUCUUGUACACUUACAUACUGAAAUUUUCGGAAAAGAGGGUAAACCAGGAAUUGCGCAUCGUGAUUUAAAAUCAAAAAAUAUUUUAGUCAAACCAAAUGGAACUUGUGUGAUAGCUGAUUUUGGAUUGGCUGUCACGCAUUCCCAUGUCACUGGAAAGUUAGAUCUUGGUAAUAAUCCAAAAGUUGGAACCAAACGUUAUAUGGCACCAGAAGUACUCGAUGAGAGUAUAAAUAUGCAUUGUUUUGAAGCACUUCGUCGGGCAGAUAUUUAUGCUUUGGGUCUUGUUCUUUGGGAGGUUUGUAGAAGGACGAUAUCGGGUGGUAUAGCUGAAGAAUACAAAGUACCAUAUUAUGAUGUUGUACCUUCAGAUCCAAGUUUUGAAGAUAUGAAAAAAGUUGUGUGCAGCGAUAAUCAUCGUCCAUCGAUACCGAAUCGCUGGAGUUCGGAUCCGCUGCUUGCUGGCAUGUCAAAACUAAUGAAAGAAUGUUGGCAUCAAAACGCCAAUGUACGUUUGCCAGUUUUGCGUAUUAAAAAGACUCUACACAAAUUAGCUUCCGCUGAUGAUAAAUUUAGAUUACAAUAUGACGAAGUAUGUGUCUAAUAUCGUUUAUAUGUUCAAACAAAAAAAAAAUAACGUAAAACUGAUUUAAAUAAUACGACAAAAAAAAACAAACUCCAUUAUGUAAGUUUUUGAUACGUUAAUUAAACGUAAGGCCAAUCUAAGUUAUAUUAUAAAAUCGUAAAAAACUGUGUACAUUUCUUAAUUACAUAUAUGUAUGUAUGUAUGUAUAUGAUGUGUAUCUUAUGAAAUACACAUUUAUAUUUUUUUUCUUAAUAUUUAAGGUUGAUUUUAAGAUAAAUUAAGUUUUAAAAAAUAUACAAUAUUUUUUUUUAUCUCACAAACAUUUAUUUUGUCCAAGGAGAAUAAAAGAAAAAACAAUUUUUAAUUAGUCUUAAGAAAUAUAAGGCUUUUUCACUUGAAAUAUUAAUUUGAUUUUAUAUAAAAAUGUUUGCUUUUAUCGUUGAAAAAAAAAAUGAAUCCAAAAGAGUAAGUCCUACAUCAUUUAGGAAGGAAUAAUGGGGAUUGAAAUUUUGUUUCAAAACAUCACUUUCUGUCUAAUUCAUUUUAAACGUAGUCCUUAUUGUAUUUUGGAACUUAUUCAUACACAAAAUUGAAUUCUAAAUGUUCAUAUUUAUAUUUUGCAAUAAUGUAAAAAAAAAACAAAGAAUGUGUGCAAUAAUCUUAAAAGUAACAAACGUAACGUUACUUUGAUGCCAUUGUUACUAAAAAUUUAGUUUUUUCCCGGGUCUUAUAUUCUUCCCCAACAUAUUGAUCGUUGUAUUUGUACUUAGUACGGAAUUUCGGCUUAUGUAAUUAUAUAAGAUAAUACUUGAGAAAGUGAUAAGAGUUUCCGUAUCUUAACAAUGAGCGCUGCUAUAACUUUAUAAAAAAACAAAUGGGACAUUUAGUUUCCUAAUGAAACCACUUUUUCCAUAUAUUCAUUGUGAUUUAAAUUGACGCCUAAAUUCUACAAUUGGUGUUAAGCAGUCUUUUUGUGCUACCAAUCCUUAUGAAUACAAAACAAAAAUCAAUCAAUCAAUACUAGUGCACCAUUUUAAAAAACUGUUCUUUAAUUUUUUCUUUGAAAACAAAGUGAAAACAAAUGUUCGAAUAUUCCAAAAAACUAACUUACUCUAAUGGACAAUAAGUAAUUUUAUUAUUUUCUGUUUGUUAAUUUACAUCUGUGCCUUAAGUAAUUGUCCGCGCCUUAAAUUUCAACGAAAAUAAAAAAUAAACAAAAAUUGUACGACCAGUGCCUGAUUUAAAUUAAAGCGGUAAAUAAGUAGUUUUGUUUUGUUGUUUUUUUUUUUUAAUUCAUUAACUAAGAAUAAAAAAUUUAAUUCGACUAAGUGCCAUUAUA
Molecule: messenger RNA, 3083 nt
Organism: Eupeodes corollae
Lineage: Eukaryota; Metazoa; Arthropoda; Insecta; Diptera; Syrphidae
Gene: sax
Product: activin receptor type-1
Exons: 11
Coding region: 32-1762 (576 amino acids)
Biological process (GO): cellular response to growth factor stimulus; dorsal/ventral pattern formation; protein phosphorylation
Cellular component (GO): plasma membrane; BMP receptor complex
Molecular function (GO): ATP binding; SMAD binding; transforming growth factor beta receptor activity, type I
Source: RefSeq, a predicted model, not a curated record